UUCAUUCUGCUCUUGCCGGCGGGGCCAUGCAGAGGGUCGCGGUGGUCACUGGAGCCAGCAGCGGCAUCGGCUCUGCCCUGUGUGAGCGCCUGCUCCAGGAAGAUGCCAGCCUCCAUCUAUGUCUAGCCUGCAGGAACAUGGAGAAGGCCAACGCCACCCGCAAGACACUGUUGUCCUGCUUUCCUCAUGCAGACAUCGGCAUCGUUCAAGUAGACGUUGGCAGGGUGGAAUCGGUCCUAAAUGCCGCCAAAGAGAUCAAGAAGAGGUUUCAGCGUGUGGAUUAUCUCUUCUUGAACGCUGGGAUCAUGGUAAAUCCACGCAUCAGCUUCUCAGCUUUUGUAAAUGGCCUCUUCUCAAGGAGAGCCGUCCGGAUGCUGACCACAGCAGAAGGCCUAAUGAGCCAAGAGGACCGCGUCACUCCCGACGGCCUGCAGGAAGUCUUUGAAACCAACUUUUUUGGGCAUUUCAUACUGAUCCGGCAGCUGGAAUCUUUGCUUAGCGGCCUCGAAAGGCCUAGCCAGCUCAUUUGGACCUCCUCGAUCAGCGCCCGCAAGUCUAACUUCAGUCUCGACGACUACCAGCACAGCCAAGGCAAAGAGGCCUACAGCUCCUCUAAGUAUGCCACUGACCUUGCAAGCAUGGCUCUGAACAGCCGUUUCAACAAGCAGGGCCUGUAUUCCAGCGUCGUGUGUCCAGGAGUUGUGAUGACCAACAUGACGUUUAAUAUCAUGCCUUCUUUCAUCUGGAAGCUGUUUUUCCCCAUCAUGUGGCUGAUCCGCCUUUUCACCCACACAUAUACACUGACGCCCUACAAUGGAGCAGAAGCACAGGUUUGGUUGUUCAAGCAGAAGCCAGAGGCGCUGGACCCACUGGUGAAAUUUCACAGCUGUACCACAUUCUUUGGGAAGAACUAUGUUGAUAUCCGCAAGAUGGAUAUCGACAGCGACCUGGCUGAGAAGUUUUACCAGAAGAUGUUGGAACUCGAGAAGGAACUUUUGGCGAGAUGUGGCAAUCCGGCACAUAAGCAAUAACUACUCAAUAUCUCCUGUUGCCUGUCUUCAUGGCAGUGGGACAUUUUUCUUCUUGUUUGCAAAGCAAACCUCACUAAA
Euleptes europaea (tarantolino) is the source of this 1109-nucleotide messenger RNA. It is a transcript of the gene HSD17B7, whose product is annotated as hydroxysteroid 17-beta dehydrogenase 7. The coding region runs from base 27 to 1031 and encodes 334 amino acids. NCBI's taxonomy places the organism in Eukaryota, Metazoa, Chordata, Lepidosauria, Squamata, Sphaerodactylidae. The record is from RefSeq and is a predicted model, not a curated record. The transcript has 9 exons. Gene Ontology annotation, molecular function: estradiol 17-beta-dehydrogenase [NAD(P)+] activity; 3-beta-hydroxysteroid 3-dehydrogenase (NADP+) activity; 5-alpha-androstane-3-beta,17-beta-diol dehydrogenase (NADP+) activity. Gene Ontology annotation, biological process: cholesterol biosynthetic process. Gene Ontology annotation, cellular component: endoplasmic reticulum membrane.